Messenger RNA from Oncorhynchus keta (chum salmon), 1018 nucleotides. RefSeq names its product C4b-binding protein alpha chain-like. The record is from RefSeq and is a predicted model, not a curated record. Bases 101 to 829 code for a protein of 242 amino acids. Lineage: Eukaryota; Metazoa; Chordata; Actinopteri; Salmoniformes; Salmonidae. The transcript is spliced from 6 exons.
GGACAAAACAACUAUAUAUAUACAGUGCUUCAGUAUCUCACUGUUUCAGCUUGGUUUCACUCAGGAGAAGAAGGUAUUACCAGUAUGCAGAUCUGCAGGGAUGCAUGUUUUUUUUUUUUUAACAAUAUGGCUCGUUUACCUUACGUUUGAGGUUGAAACUUUUCAAGGGAUAUCCUGUGGCUCCCCUGGCGAAGUGAUGAAUGGCAGGUAUGACCUCACAGAGGGGGUGGAGUUUGGAGCCAGAGUAACAGCCCAGUGUGACAAAGGACAUUACAUUGUGGGUUCCAAAGUACGGAAUUGCAUGGCAUCAGGGUGGUCUGGCAGAGUCGCUAUCUGUGAAGUGGUGAAGUGUGGAGCGCCUCCUGUUGUUGCCAAUGGAAGUCUGUUGUACAGAGCUGAAGAGUCGUAUGCCUACAGAGAGGUGGUGGAGUAUCAGUGUGACAGGCAACUGACUCUGGAUGGACCCAGGUUCUUACACUGCUCUGAAACAGGACAGUUUGAGCCAAAUCCACCUAAAUGUAUUGACAUAACUUGUCCAACACCUAACAUCGAUAAAGCUUUCCGCGUAGAGGGACAUAUGCCUCCAUACAAAUACAAGUCUUUCAUCAGAUAUGAAUGUGAAAAGGGAUAUGAAAUGGAAGGUGAAUCAGGUCUUACCUGUGAAAUAGACAGCCGCUGGUCAGCAUCAUACCCAACAUGCAAAGCACUUGCUGACCGGAUGUUCGACAUAAUGGUUUCAUAUCAUAUAAUUGUUUCAAGAAUGGUGGAUAUUUAUUCAGAAUUAACAUCGUCUUACAAUGAAAGCAGAGAGAACAGGACCUUGAACUAGUUACCUGUUCCAAGACAUGGAAGGAGGAGAUGUGGUCUGCUCUGCUGUUAUAGCAAGACACCCGACGAACAUCUGAAAAACUCAUUUCUAUGACAACUUAUGUUUGCAUUAUAGUGUCAAAAGACAGCAACCCUGAAGCUGAAAAUGGUUUUUUUUCCAAGAUUGGAGAUGACAUCAAAGGUGGACUCA